Molecule: messenger RNA, 738 nt
Organism: Lodderomyces orthopsilosis Co 90-125
Lineage: Eukaryota; Fungi; Ascomycota; Pichiomycetes; Serinales; Debaryomycetaceae
Gene: PUP3
Product: proteasome core particle subunit beta 3
Exons: 1
Coding region: 1-738 (245 amino acids)
Biological process (GO): proteasome-mediated ubiquitin-dependent protein catabolic process
Cellular component (GO): proteasome core complex, beta-subunit complex; proteasome core complex
Source: RefSeq, a predicted model, not a curated record
AUGCAGUUGGUAGCGAAACUUAGUCGGUUUUACUUUUUUUUAUUUUUUUGUCGCCUAUCGAAAUUGCCACCAACUAUAUUCAAACUUUAUCUCCCAACACAACACAACUACGUUCCCAUGUCAGAUCCAUUUUCGAUAAACGGUGGUGCAGCCGUUGCAAUGAUAGGUAAAGAUUGUGUUGCUAUAGCUAGUGAUUUACGUUUAGGCUCACAAUCGCUAGGAGUAUCCAACAAUUUUGAAAAAGUAUUUGAAUUUGGUGACAAGACAUACAUGGCAUUGACAGGUCUCGCUACUGAUGUAAUAACAUUGCGCGAGCUAUUCAAAUUCAAAACCAACUUGUACAAAUUACGUGAAGAACGAUCAAUUGAACCAUCAACAUUGGCAAAUCUCGUGUCAUCAUCAUUAUACGAACGUAGAUUUGGGCCUUGGUUUGUCGGGCCUAUAGUUGCUGGAUUAAGCUCCAAGGACAACAAGCCAUUCAUUUGUGGAUUUGAUUCCAUUGGAUGUAUCGAUUACAGUCAUGACUUUAUUGUCAGUGGGACGGCAACUGACCAAUUGUAUGGAAUGUGUGAGGGGUUAUAUGAACCUAAUUUGGAGCCGGAGGAUUUGUUUGAAACUAUAAGUCAAGCUUUGUUAAAUGCUGUGGAUAGAGAUGCGUUGAGUGGCUGGGGUGCUGUUGUUUACAUUAUUACGAAGGACAAAGUGGUUAAACGUGUUUUGAAAACUCGUCAAGAUUAG